This is a messenger RNA of Talaromyces atroroseus, 1581 nucleotides long. RefSeq lists its product as hypothetical. Gene Ontology annotation, molecular function: iron ion binding; monooxygenase activity; oxidoreductase activity, acting on paired donors, with incorporation or reduction of molecular oxygen. The coding region runs from base 1 to 1581 and encodes 526 amino acids. NCBI's taxonomy places the organism in Eukaryota, Fungi, Ascomycota, Eurotiomycetes, Eurotiales, Trichocomaceae. The record is from RefSeq and is a predicted model, not a curated record. The transcript is spliced from 5 exons.
AUGGACCUCGAAAGCCCUCUGGUGUCCACCUUUGGUGCCAUUGCAAUAACCACAACAUUACUUGCAGGAGUAGCAAUCUGGUCUCUUUUCUUUUCAGGUCCAAAGACAUUCGACUAUCCCAUCUAUGGCGCCGAAGACGAAAAGCCCAGUACCCUGAUGCGCAAAUUUCAACAUCAGGCGGACAUUAUUCUAGCUGAUGCUUAUAAAAAGUUUCGGGGCGGUAUUUUCCAGCUGUAUACACCGGAUGGAGUUCGGCUCUUCCUGCCUAGAAAAUAUGCACAGGAACUCAAGGGAUAUGAUCGGGAGGAAUUGAGUGGCAUGAAGGCAUUGGCUGAUCGCCAUUUAGGUCAAUAUACUACCAUCGACCAUGAAAGUCCAUACAUGUUGAAUGCCAUCAAACUUGACCUAAACCAGAAAUUAGGACAAUUUGUUACCGAUGUACAAAAUGAGGUUGCUCACGUUGUUGAUGCUACAUUCCCUGCUUGCGAAGGUAACAUCUCCUUUUAUCUGUUCAUGAACCACAAUCUUAUAAUCCAUGCUUUGUUAGACUGGACACCUGUCAAUUUGAACGAUUUGCUCCUUCGAAUUAUCUCGCAAGCCUCAGCUAGGAUAUUCGUCGGCCCAUCCCUCAAUCGCAAUAAAGAAUGGUUAGAUAUGAGCGAGAAAUUCGCGACAGAUGUGAUGAUCGGAGGUGAAAAGCUGAAAGGCUGGCGCCCCAUUCUUCGUCCCAUUGCCCAAUACCUUAUUCCGGAAGUUCGGCGAAUUCAAGCGGACCAUGAAGAAGCAUAUCAAAUGCUGCGUCCUGUUCUGGAGGCGAGAGACAAGGAGCAGGCUGAAAUAGGAGACGCGUACAUGAAACCAAAUGACAUGCUAGAGUGGAUCAGAACUAGAGCCACCAAAAAUAACGACAAAUCAGUUGACUAUCGCGAGCAGGCCAAAAUUCAACUGCUGACCGCAACUGCAGCUAUACACACGACCCGGCUCGCUACACUUCAUGUCCUAUUCGAUUUGGCAGCUAGGCCGGAGUAUAUCGAGCCUCUUCGAGAGGAGCUUCAAGAGGUUCUGGCCGAGACCAAUGGUGUCUUGACAAAACAAACUCUUACGCACCUGAAGAAGCUCGAUAGUUUUAUGAAAGAGUCUCAAAGACACAAUCCCCCAUCACUCGCAACGUUCCAACGUAAAGUUCUAACCCCCGUCAAGCUCUCCAACGGUCUUGAACUGCCUGUGGGCGUUAUUGUACAAUGUAACACAGGCGUCCUUGAUGAAGUGCCCGAGAGCUGGGGUGACCCUCACGCAUUUGAUGGAUUGCGCUUCUACAAGUUGAGGAGUAAGCCAGAGGAUGCUCACAAAUACCAAUUUGCUAGCAUUUCUCUUGAGUCCAUGGAAUUUGGACUCGGCAAGGAUGCCUGUCCCGGACGCUUCUUUGCCACGAAUCAAAUUAAGAUCAUUCUCGCGCACUUGAUCUUCCACUAUGAUUUGGCUCUUGAGAAGCCCGAGGCCGGACGACCGAAGAAUUUCAUGUUUGAAGUCAAUGUUUUGGCGGAUCCUACAGCUAAAUUGCUUUUGAAACGAAGGAGCUAG